AUGGAGCCCUCUCUUUCACCCUCUUAUCCCCAAUCCCCACUCAACAGUUCUUUCCCGAGCCCACUGCCAACUUCUGGCCCCCAGCAAGCCCCCAGCAUCAUCUCGUCUCGGAUGACAGAUAUUGCGUCGGAAGAUGGUAACGAAUUCCAAAAACAAGUGCAAGCCACUGGUGGUAGGCCAAAUACAGCGGCUUCGGUCGAUCCGAAUCGCCCAGGCUCGGCCAUGUCAUCGCAAACUCGUCCUUCAACGCGGGCACCUCCAUCUCGAAGAGGUUUGGGUUCGCCUACUACAAUAGCUUCAUGGAGAAUGGGUGGAGCCUUUGAAGGACCCGGAGGAUCCAUGACGAAUUCAAGCAGGCCUCCUAGUGCGACUAGUCGGACAAGUCGAACACAUGUACCCUCAUUGGCCUCACAUGCUUUCUUUCGACCUAUGAGCUCGCAACGCUUGCAAGCCCAACGAGGCUUCCGACCGGCAAGAGUAGGACCGCCAUCAGCGAGCGUAGAUGGAUCCAGCGAGGCAGGCACCAAUACCAAUAGGCAUAGUAUGGUCUCGGAUGCGACGUCACAGCAAGGCCCCCAAAUUCAACACAACAACGACAUACCUCCGCCGUCGAGAGGAACGGAAUUUACGGAGCAAGAUGAUGGAGUUGCGAUCAAUGCGAGUCCUACCGAAAAUGCAACGCUUCAAAUCAAGGGCGAGAGUGAAAGACCGCUUCGAAGCCGCUCGCCGCACUCGAGACCAAUGCAACUAGACAUUGAUAAUCAAGGCAAUGGAUCACCAAAGUCUUUUCGAGCAAAUUUCCACCGAGCUGCAAUUACGCGAAAGGAAACGCAAGGCCACGAACGUCUUUCGUCGUCAAACAAUUCUCCAACAUUUGCAAAGAAGCUACCGGAAGCUGCUCCUAAAACUGGCAUCAACUACCAAUACUUUUCUGGGAAUACCGUCUUUUGCUGGGGAGGAAGGUUACAGAAUGCUAGAGAUAGACCUAUCAACCUCGCGAGCGGAAUCAUUGUGGUAUUACCCACUAUUCUUUUCCUUGUAUACUCGAAUUAUCGGUAUUUCUUUACCUUUGUGAGCUCAGGCACCCUCCUUGGUAUUUUCCUCACCUUCGCCAGCCUCGGACACUGCUUGCGAUAUCAGACGGAACAAAGAACAUCGUUCAGUGAUUCUAUCCACAAGUGGAGGAUACCGUUCGCCAUGUUCAUAUAUGGCCUGCUAGCCACGCCUUAUCCUGCAUGCCUCUGGGGUUAUCAUUUAUGGUUGAUUGCGCGAGGGGAGACUACGAGAGAGUACCUGAACUCUCACAAGUUUGUCAAGAAUGAUCGCCAUCGACCAUUUACCCAAGUUAGCGCUUUCAAGAAUUGGGUUGUUGUGCUUCUUAGGCCAAGACCGCCGACGUAUCUCCGUUUCAAGCAGAAGUAUGAAGAAGGAGAUCAACGUUUCGGGGCUAGAAGAGGUAAGAGGCAAGCACCUCUCGCGGCAGACCAACAAGGCGGAGGAAUGGAGCUGCAAGACGUUGGUGGAACGAGCCAUAUCGACCAGUGA
Messenger RNA from Letharia columbiana, 1545 nucleotides. RefSeq lists its product as uncharacterized. The coding region runs from base 1 to 1545 and encodes 514 amino acids. The transcript has 2 exons. Gene Ontology annotation, molecular function: palmitoyltransferase activity. The record is from RefSeq and is a predicted model, not a curated record. NCBI's taxonomy places the organism in Eukaryota, Fungi, Ascomycota, Lecanoromycetes, Lecanorales, Parmeliaceae.